Messenger RNA from Pecten maximus, 399 nucleotides. Its product is annotated as protein FAM186A-like. The transcript has a single exon. The record is from RefSeq and is a predicted model, not a curated record. Lineage: Eukaryota; Metazoa; Mollusca; Bivalvia; Pectinida; Pectinidae. The coding region runs from base 1 to 399 and encodes 132 amino acids.
AUGAUCCUAAAACAAGUACCUCCUAGAUCUGAAUCCAUGAUCCUACAACAAGUACCUCCUAGAUCUGAAUCCAUGAUCCUACAACAAGUACCCCCUAGAUCUGAAUCCAUGAUCCUAAAACAAGUACCUCCUAGAUCUGAAUCCAUGAUCCUAAAACAAGUACCCCCUAGAUCUGAAUCCAUGAUCCUACAACAAGUACCUCCUAGAUCUGAAUCCAUGAUCCUACAACAAGUACCCCAUAGAUCUGAAUCCAUGAUCCUACAACAAGUACCCACUAGAUCUGAAUCCAUGAUCCUACAACAAGUACCCACUAUAUCUGAAUCCAUGAUCCUACAACAAGUACCUCCUAGAUCUGAAUCCAUGAUCCUACAACAAGUACCCCUAGAUCUGAAACCAUGA